This is a messenger RNA of Sphaerulina musiva SO2202, 687 nucleotides long. RefSeq lists its product as uncharacterized. The record is from RefSeq and is a predicted model, not a curated record. The transcript has a single exon. Bases 1 to 687 code for a protein of 228 amino acids. Lineage: Eukaryota; Fungi; Ascomycota; Dothideomycetes; Mycosphaerellales; Mycosphaerellaceae.
AUGUUAUCAUCACACGUCGAGCACGUGCGCUGGCUCGAAAAUGAGGGAAUGAGCGCAGAGGGUGCUGGCGAUGAGGGCGAAAACACAAGAAUGAGGUACACACACGUUGGCAGCGGUGCAGGCGGUAGAUGCGGACAGUGCGCGCUGCAGCGUGAUCAUACCGACAUGAAAUGCAGCAUCCCCUGUCAUGAUGGUCGCCCGCCACCCUCAGCAACUUGUCUUGCCAAAAGGCGGACGAUGUACCUCUUAGACCUUGCUAUCGCUGAUUCCACAUCUCUGGGCACGAACUAUGAGCUUUUACCGAGCAACCCAGCAGCGGUACCUCCUAGAGGGGAUCCAGCUUCCUGCCCUGCUCUCUACCUCCAACCUCCUGAUGUAUUCAAUUCACUCUCCCAGCAGGCGAGGCGCGAAGGUCAUGCAUGCAUGCUUACAGACUUACAGUCGUGCCUACCGAAUCUUCUCUACCACCUUACUCUACUUACUCUUACCGUGCCUCGUAUUAGCUUACUCUCUACACGCAAGCAAAAACGUCUCACGUCGCACAUUACACAUUCGACGACUGCAAUGGAUAAUCCAAAAGUCUUACAUGAGUUAGACAACGGGUUUGUCGUGCGCGCAUGGGUGCGUUCAAACAACCUCAUCGCGUCGACCAAUGAUGUGCUGACCGCAGGCGGAGCGAUUGAGUGA